Messenger RNA from Nicotiana tabacum (common tobacco), 1599 nucleotides. Its product is annotated as COBRA-like protein 4. Gene Ontology annotation, biological process: cellulose microfibril organization; plant-type cell wall cellulose biosynthetic process. Gene Ontology annotation, cellular component: plasma membrane. NCBI's taxonomy places the organism in Eukaryota, Viridiplantae, Streptophyta, Magnoliopsida, Solanales, Solanaceae. The record is from RefSeq and is a predicted model, not a curated record.
UAGGGGUUUUUUUUUUUUUUUGAGUAGCAACAACCAGUUGGUAAAUAACAACACCAUAUUAAUUUCUCAUAGACUCGUAAUUCCAUGUUUUAUUGAAGAUCUUUGAGACCUAUUCUCUAAGGAAAAAUAUGGGGACUUAUUUGAUCACUCUAGUUGGCUUCUUGUUUGUGUUUUUUUCUUAUGGAGCUGCUUAUGAUCCAUUGGAUCCCAAUGGGAAUAUCACCAUUAAAUGGGAUGUAAUGUCUUGGACUCCUGAUGGCUAUGUUGCUGUUGUAACGAUAAACAAUUUCCAAAUGUACCGGCAUAUCAUGACCCCUGGCUGGACAUUGGGAUGGACAUGGGCAAAGAAAGAAGUGAUUUGGACUAUGGUAGGUGCACAAACCACAGAACAAGGUGAUUGCUCCAAGUUCAAAGGCAAUGUUCCACAUUGUUGCAAGAAGACUCCCACUACUGUAGAUAUGCUCCCAGGGGUUCCUUACAACCAACAAUUCACCAAUUGCUGCAAAGGUGGAGUUUUGGCUUCAUGGGGCCAAGAUCCGCAAGCUUCUGUCUCAGCUUUUCAAGUUAGUGUUGGCCAAGCUGGUACUUCAAACAAGACAGUUAAACUUCCCAAGAACUUCACUUUGCUUGGCCCUGGACCUGGCUACACUUGUGGCCCUGCAAAAAUUGUCCCUUCUACCAAAUUCUUCACACCUGAUCUUAGAAGGAAAACUCAGGCUCUGAUGACAUGGAAUGUGACAUGCACAUACUCCCAGUUUAUAGCCCAAAAACACCCAACUUGCUGUGUCUCCCUCUCAACUUUCUACAAUGAAACCAUCACUCCUUGUCCUUCUUGUGCUUGCGGUUGUGAGAAUAAACACAAAUGCAUCAAGAGUGACUCUAAACUACUGAGUGUGGUGGGAAUAAACACUCCAAGGAAAGACAAUUCACCAUUACUACAAUGCACACACCAUAUGUGCCCUGUUAGAGUGCAUUGGCAUGUAAAGCUCAACUACAAGGACUAUUGGAGAGUCAAGAUUACUAUUACCAACUUCAAUUACAGGGUCAAUCACACACAGUGGACUCUUGUUGCUCAACAUCCAAAUCUUAACAAUGUUACACAAGUUUUUAGCUUCGAUUACAAGCCUCUCGUUCCAUAUCAAUCAAUAAAUGACACAGGAAUGUUCUACGGUAUGAAGUUCUAUAAUGACCUACUUAUGGAAGCAGGGCCAUCUGGAAAUGUUCAAUCAGAAGUGCUUCUGCAGAAGGACAAAGAUACAUUUACAUUUAAGCAAGGAUGGGCAUUUCCAAGAAAAGUAUACUUUAAUGGUGAUGAAUGCAUGUUACCACCACCAGAUACUUAUCCCUACUUACCCAACCUUGCUCACCAAAACCUGGUUGCCUUUUCUACAUUGUUUUGUUCUCUGAUUUUGCUUUUACUUGUUCUGUUUUAAUCAUUUCUCUAGUUUGUGAAUAACUAAACAUUUUUGAAGCCAUGCAACUAUUGCAUCAUGUAUUGGUAGCACAGGUACAUGAAAAAUCUUUGAUAGAACAUAAUGUCUUGAUCAUGUGUUACUGCAUUAUAGGGAAUUUGAGCAUGUUGGUUCAUGACUCUGUGAA